Coccidioides posadasii C735 delta SOWgp is the source of this 1578-nucleotide messenger RNA. RefSeq lists its product as uncharacterized. Gene Ontology annotation, cellular component: site of double-strand break; nucleus. NCBI's taxonomy places the organism in Eukaryota, Fungi, Ascomycota, Eurotiomycetes, Onygenales, Onygenaceae. The record is from RefSeq and is a predicted model, not a curated record. Gene Ontology annotation, biological process: double-strand break repair.
AUGACACGCCCGGUCGCCAGCCAGACCACCGCGGCCGUCAUCAGGUUCUCCUGCCUCUUUACAUACGACAUCAAACGAAAAGCGAAGCGAUGGCAGGACGGGUUUCUCCGCUUUCACACGUUUAAUCGGCGGGUGAUGGUCUACGGCACGUCCGGAGAUUUUGUCGGGGACCUACACAUGCGGGAGAGCAGUACCGUCCAGGAUGGUGACCAGCUGGAACUGGAGCGGGGUGUUCUCGUCGAGGUUGGCGAGUGCUUGGAGAAAACGGAGACCGAUCUAACUGAACUGCUGGAGAAGAGGAAGACAAACUCGACUGCAUCGCCUGCGAGGACGAUGAUUCAGCAAACUCCUGCCGCCGCCGCUGCUGCUGGGGUGGUCGCGAACCCUGCUAGACCGAAGUCGUUGAAUGAGCUGCUGGGGAAGAAUCGCGGCCCACUGGGGAGAGCCGUGCUCCCCACAAAGUCGCCAUUUCAGCUGCAGCGUGAGAAUGAUCAAGACCAGCAUGACCAUGCCGCGGACCGGCCGACCAAGAGAAGAAAGCCAUCCCCGGUGGUUGAGAGACAGCGGGAAGGCGACGCCAGCAUUGCCUCGAAAAAUCUUGAACGAAUCUCCGCGCGUAAAAUAAAUGACGGGGGAAGUACCGGAAUAAACCUCGCAUCUACUACGAAGCCAAACCAGAAUGACACAUCCGGUGGUUUCCAGCCAGCCAGCGCGCUCAAGAUCACUUCUUCAAGCCGUGCAGAGCAUGGUCGCAAAGGAUCCAAGAAAGCCCUGUUGGGCAACCAGAAAGCGAUUACCGCCAUGUUUCAUGGAGAUAAGCGCGACAUAACCUUUCCAUCGCCAGUGGAAAACCCACGCAAGAAGCUCAUGUGUUUAGAGAUAUCGAAGAAACCCAAGACAGGAAAGAAACCAGCCCAGAGGGAAUCCACUGGCAGUUCCUGGAACACAUCUAUUCCGGGAGGUGGAAUCGAGCCUUCCUCUGGUAGCUCUGUAACUCCCUUGGGAGGGCUGUCCAGGUCUGAGGGCGAGAAGAUGGCGGUCUUGACCCCAACGGGCGGAAACUCUCCUAUGGACUACAUUCCAUCCACCUCUACGAUGCGCGUUCUCGAAGAAUCUUUUCAUGUAUCUGAAGCUCCUCCGAGUUCCCAGAAGGCUACGAGGUCGAUAUCAGAUUUCUUCAAACCUAACCCACCGCCACCAGCAAUACAAGAAGAAGAAAAGGAAAAUACCAGGCCAUCACCGAAAUCACCAUCGCUGUUACGGAGUCAUUCAGAUAUUGAAGCUCUUGCGCAGCCAACUGAAUCUACUACCCUUCUAUCAAAUCCCGCCCCUCCACAUAGACACAGAACCGCGGCCAACGGCCUCCAGAAAUCCCUAUCAGAUACCUCUGCGCUAAGAUCCAGGUCGAGUCGCCCUAGUCGCAGCUUACAGACUCGGCUGAUGACAGUUAGUGGCAGUUGUACGCCUGAUAGUUCGAGGAAUGACGAAGAGCAAGGGCCAUGGACGAGUGAGGCUCUUGAUUUAUUCGAUUGGUGGCCACCCAAUCGACCGAAGCCUGGAGAACGACAAGAAUUAUAG